AGGAUCAGUUUGAGUUGUGGCGAUCAUCAAAUUUCUGUUCAUGCAUCACCUCAGCCACCUCUGUUCAAACCCUGUUCAGCAGCCAGCCAGUCAUAGCAGAUCACUGACCACCCAUGCAGCCACACCUUACGGUAUAUUUUUAUAAUUCUUUAACAGGAGAGAGUACAAAGUCUGUGUGGGUAAGUAUGCACUCUAUUGCACUGAUGGCAAACCAGGAAACAGCUCUCAUGGACAUAAUCUUUAUUAUGUAUAUUAUGGUAUAUCUAUCUCUGUAUGUUGCAACAUUUGUUGUCUAGCCAAGUUUAAUUUUCAUUUCAUUAUUGUUUAUAAUUAUUAGUUGUAUUUUGUUUUUUGGAGAAUAGAAAAACUAAAGCGUUAAACAUCAGGUCAAAGACACAACACAUGACAUCUCUAGCUCUCUAACUAGUUUAACAGGUUAUGAGGUUUAUACACACCUCGGUUCUUUUUAUUUACUUAGUUUUAUAACGCAGGUUUUAAGUUAGUUGACUUUUUUUCUACACUCUGUUUAAUUGAAUCUUUUCUUGAUAUUGUAAACUGUGGAUAUGGUGGCGUUUUUGUUCCUGUGUGGUGUAGUGUAGUAAAACCUUCAUAAUAUGUGUAAGGAAGAAGAGAGAGGAGGCUGAUUAGAGAAAUAACCAGGCAGGUGGUGAACAGCAAGACAGGCGGGAGUUAUUUGUAAGGAAGAAGAGAGAAUAUGUGUCCAUGCAUCACCUCAGCCACCUCUCCAACCAAAAACCCUGUUCAGCAGCCAGCCAGUCAUAGCAGAUCAGCUGACCACCCAUGCAGCCACAGCCGCUCAUUACAGUAUGUUUUUAUCAUCCGUUAACAGGAGAGAGCAUCAGUAGAACACAUUUACACCCUUCAAGGGAGAAAGACAGGUUCCUUUUGUAGUUCUGACCUCUUCUUCCUGUGACCAAAAGUACAAAGUCUGUGUGGUAGAAAGUGUGAAUUCAUGAGUCAGCCUGAGAACAGAGAGGAGGGAGCCCUGCCCUCUAAAACCAGUCUGCGUGAAGACCUUGAGAGCCAGAACAAAGCUCAGAGGUUUCAUCAGAGACAAGAAUCCGCUGAACUUGGACAUGAACCUGAACCCAGCUGCAUGUCCUGCCAGAGCGAUAGGUCAAAGGACGUUAUUGUUCAUUUUAAAGACCAACAUGCAUUAGAGUCAAAAGUGGACCAGCAGACCUCAGAGGUUUCCAUUGCUCAGUCUGUCCAGCAGCACCAAACACACCUGGACUCCAUAUUUAUGCUGCUGGAGGAAAACAUUGUCAUGUUUGUGAAGAAGGAGCUGAAGAAGAUCCAGAAGGUUCUGAGUCCAGAUUACCCAGAAUGCUUAGAGAGUCAGAGGAGGGAUAAGGGGGAGUUGGAUGGUGAGGAUGAAGAGCAGAAGAGGAGCAGCAGAGACGCGUUUCUGAAGAUCACAGUGAACUUCCUGAGGAGGAUGAAGCAGGAGGAGCUGGCUGACUGUCUGCAGAGCAGAUCUUCUGCUACACUUUGUCAGGAUCAACUUAAAUCUCGCCUGAAGCAGAAGUUCCAGUGUGUCUUUGAAGGCAUCGCUAAAGCAGGAAAGCCAACCCUUCUGAACCAGAUCUACACAGAGCUCUACAUCACAGAGGGAGGGACUGGAGAGGUCAACGAUGAACAUGAGGUCAGACAGAUUGAAACAGCCUCCAGGAAACCAGACAGAGCAGAAACAAGCAUCAGACCAGAAGACGUCUUUAAAGGCUCAGCUGGAAGAGAUGGAGCCAUCAGAACAGUGAUGACAAAGGGAGUGGCUGGCAUUGGGAAAACAGUCCUAACACAGAAGUUCACUCUGGACUGGGCUGAAGAAAAAGCCAACCAGGACAUACACUUCACAUUUCCAUUUACAUUUAGAGAGCUGAAUGUGCUGAAAGAGCAAAGGUUCAGCUUGGUGGAACUUAUUCAUCACUUCUUCAGUGAAACCAAAGCAGCAGGAAUCUGA
This is a messenger RNA of Betta splendens (Siamese fighting fish), 1981 nucleotides long. Its product is annotated as NACHT, LRR and PYD domains-containing protein 3-like. Bases 974 to 1981 code for a protein of 335 amino acids. NCBI's taxonomy places the organism in Eukaryota, Metazoa, Chordata, Actinopteri, Anabantiformes, Osphronemidae. The transcript has 6 exons. The record is from RefSeq and is a predicted model, not a curated record.